Molecule: messenger RNA, 2757 nt
Organism: Wyeomyia smithii (pitcher-plant mosquito)
Lineage: Eukaryota; Metazoa; Arthropoda; Insecta; Diptera; Culicidae
Exons: 2
Coding region: 191-1027 (278 amino acids)
Molecular function (GO): nucleic acid binding
Source: RefSeq, a predicted model, not a curated record
AGGAGAAAAAUAUGUGCACACUUCUAAUGCCAGUUCCGAAAAGGAAUGCUACACGGUGUUGUUUUCUGCAAGCGCGGCAGGAGUUCUGGCACCACCGACGGUAUUGUUUCCGUACAAACAACGUCUGCCAGCAGAAAUCGUCAAUAGCGCUCCGGAUGGUUGGUCUAUUGGGAAAAAUGUAUCAGGAUGGAUGACACAGGAGACAUUUUAUGAAUAUUUAAAAAAUGUUUUCCACCCAUGGCUACUGAGAUUCAAGGUAGCUUUUCCCAUUUUACUUUUCGUAGAUGGCCAUAGAUCGCACGUUUCUCUUCAGACCACUGAGUUUUGCAAGGAGAAACAAACUGUAUUGAUUUGUCUUUUUCCAAAUUCAACACAUGUGCUUCAGCCUCUAGAUGUCGCAUUUUUCAGAGGUCUGAAAGUUAAGUGGAACAAGCGGCUCAUUGAUUGGCGUACUUUUCGUGCCGGUGAGUCUUUGAAAAGGCAUGAUUUUGCACCUUUAUUGAAGCGGGCAGUUGAUAUGGUCAACUUAUCACCCACUUUGUGCAACGGGUUCCGCAAAUGCGGUCUUUAUCCGUGGAACCCAGAUGCAGUGAACUAUGCAAUGCUUUUACAAAAUAAAACUCCACAAACAUCAGCCUCAACAGCCCAAAAGCAACCGAUAAGCGAUACUAAUAAUGAGUUCGAAUCUAAAAAUGUUUUGCUCGGAUUAAAAUCAUAUCUCACUGUUGGUCAACUGAAAAGAUUUGAGGAUAAUUAUUCAAACACAAUUCGGACCGGACCUGUUGGUGACACAAAUUUGUUUUAUGUUUGGCAGACCAUUAAACGGGAAUCCAAUGAACAACACAGCACAAUACAAAACGAAAAGUUACCGAGAUUUAGCGGAUUUCAUGAGUCGGAAAUACGUGCUGGUCGUCUUAAUGUUCAGGCAAGAUUCGCAUCGUUUGAGCAACAGGCCAUUUCGUCUCAAGAUGACUCCGUUUGUAACGAGCAAUUAACGGAGGAAGCAAUGCAUUUUUUUCGAGGAUAGUUUCAGUUGCUACCAGCGAAGAAUUCCGAAAAUUUCAUAAAGAUUUGGAGCAAAAAAAAUAAUAAAAUUGUAGCGGAAAAAAUGCAGAGAAAAGCAGCUCGUGAAAAGAAAAGGCAGUUAGUACAAGAGAAGCGCCGAAAACAAACAUUAACGAAGGCUUCAAAUGAUGGAAAAACUUCUACAGAAAAUGUUUGAAUUACUUUCCUUUUUAAUAAACAAUUUUGUUAAAACAAUCAUUGUUAUUUUUUGGCUGCACAGAAUCAGGAACAAAACUGCGCAGAAUAAGGAACAUGCCCAAGCAAGUGCGCAGAAUUGGCACCAAACAUAUAUGCAAAAUUUUCUUCUCAUACUGUUGUUUUGGCUGUACAUGUGUCUAACUUUUUUUUCUGUAUUUUUCAAAGUCACACAUCAUGUCUGCCGUAAUCUCGCAGACUGACGUAAGCGCCAUUUUUCCAAAUAUGGGGUUCUUAUGCCAAUUUGUUCGUUAUUCGAAGAUCCAUCUUUUGGUAUGGUUUAGUUGUUACUUAUUCGUACGUUGCAUAAAAUCAAGAAAACAAAAUGACGUAUGCACCAUUUCAAUACAAAAGUGACAAGUAACCCGUUCGUUUUUGGGGCGUAUUGAAAAACUGAUCAAAUAGAUGUACGUCAUGAAGUUGUAUCACGGCAGAUGUGGACCUAUGAUUUGUUUAAUGCAUGUGAAAAAUCUGCGAACUAGAGUUAAACUUUUGAAAUUGUCUUAACUGCGCAGAAUACUCAAUAUCCAGAUUGUCUAUGUUAGUCUGCGUGCUCGUGGCUCAAACAUAUGUAGCCGACUCUUUUUUUACCUCUACUGUUUAAUUUUAUAAAGGGUGAUUUUUUAAGAAUUUGGUUUUUCUUUAAAAACUAACGCAUAAAAAUUACAAAACUGUAUGAAAUCUUUAUUAGAGCCGAUAAAUUGGUUUAUGCCAUUUUCUUUUUAAAGAUAAUUUCAUUCAAAUGUUGGCCACGGCUACGUUUCGAAUGGUUCAUACGUAAAGUCCAACUUUGGGUCACUUUUUCGAUAAUUUCGGCUGGUAUCUCGCGAAUAACGCAUGUAAUGUUGUCUUCCAAGGCUGGAAUUGUUGUUGGCUUAUCCGCAUAGAGGAGAGACUUAACGUAACCCCACAAAAAAUAAUCUAGCGGUGUUAAAUCGCAUGAUCUAGGCGGCAAAUUCACCGGUCCAUUUCGUGAGAUGGAAUGCUCACCGAACUCACAGGGCUAGUAGCGAGUCACUUUUUAGUGACUUUGUCACUAUUUUGAACCUAGUCACUUAAAAGUCACUAUUUACGCUUAAAAGUCACUAAAGUCACUAUUUUACGACAAAAUGGUCACUAAAGUCACUUUUUUGCUUUAAAUGUAUAAAUUAACUAUUGUUGUUGUAGCUGGCCCACAGGCCGCGAUGUGUUUCCGUCUACUAAAUACCUUCCAGGACGUAUAAACGAGUAGCUUAAGCGCCACCUCCAGAGAGGGCUACUCGUCGUGUUGAAUUUUGCCCAGCACGAAACCUAAACCUCAGGGCAGGUUGUGGAAGAAUUGUCCCGAAGCGACAUAAAGAAACGGUAGCAAUUGUUAAAUGAAGAAUUACUCCGCCGCGCGUACGAUGAAACCACACGUACGCGAAUGUGAGAAUUCUCCUAGACAAGAUUUACCUGUUUGGGAAGCAUAAAAUCGAGCAUAGUAUAUAGUAUUUACAACGAUUUACAUUUAUUGCA